CGGAGCAGGAAGGACAUGUGAGAUAGUCACGGCUCCACGGCCAACGAGGCAGGACCCUCCGCUCCAGGCGUCUCGGCUGCGCGUCCGCGUGGAACGAGUGCCGUGCGCGGCGCGUCCCCGAUAAAACUGUGAUUUUGUUCUUCGCAGCGCGACUUCUGGAGGAGAGCACGGACUGCGAGCGCGUCCACGCCACGGGAUCCCUCCCUCCCUCCCCACAGCGAGCGAUCCCUUCCUCUCGCACCCGGACUGUUGGUUGGACUGCGUGUGAGACGCGGCGGCUCCUCUCCGAAGAGGCUCCCUCGCCACCGUUCCCCGCCGUGCGCCGCGCUCUCGGACUGUUUUCCUUCCUCCGCAGGCUUCUCCUUCCACCCUCGGCACCACCCUAGUGAUCUGGAGACGUGGUGGUGUUUUCUGCUUUCCGUGGAGCAACACGAGUGCUUAUGAUCAUUUCACCCCGAUUUUUGGAUGCACCGAUGAGAGAUCCAGUUUUCCCAGGGACAGGCAUGGCUUAUCACCCCUUCCACGCUCACCGGCCGGCCGACUUCCCCAUGUCCGCCUUCCUAGCGGCCGCCCAGCCCUCCUUCUUCCCGGCUCUGACGCUCCCUCCCGGGGCUCUGACCAAACCCAUCCCGGACCACGCGAUGGCCGGGGCCGCGGAAGCGGGACUCCACCCGGCCCUGAGUCACCACCAUCAGGCGGCUCAUCUGCGCACCCUGAAGAGCCUGGAGCCCGAGGAGGAGGUGGAGGACGACCCCAAAGUCACUCUGGAGGCUAAGGAUUUGUGGGACCAGUUUCACAAACUAGGAACAGAAAUGGUCAUCACCAAGUCUGGAAGGAGAAUGUUUCCUCCGUUCAAGGUGCGAAUCAACGGGCUCGAUAAGAAGGCCAAGUACAUCCUGCUCAUGGACAUCGUGGCCGCGGACGACUGCAGGUACAAGUUCCACAACUCGCGCUGGAUGGUGGCGGGGAAGGCCGAUCCCGAGAUGCCCAAGAGGAUGUACAUCCACCCGGACAGUCCGGCCACGGGCGAGCAGUGGAUGGCCAAACCCGUGGCCUUCCACAAGCUCAAACUGACCAACAACAUCUCGGACAAGCAUGGAUUUACCAUUCUGAAUUCUAUGCACAAGUACCAGCCCAGGUUCCACAUCGUGAGGGCCAACGACAUCCUGAAGCUGCCCUACAGCACCUUCAGGACCUAUGUGUUCCCCGAGACGGACUUCAUCGCAGUCACUGCCUACCAGAACGACAAGAUCACACAGCUGAAAAUUGAUAAUAAUCCGUUCGCCAAAGGGUUCAGAGACACAGGCAAUGGAAGACGGGAAAAGAGGAAGCAGCUGACCCUCCCCUCGCUGCGCAUGUACGAGGACCAAUGCAAGGUGGACAGGGAUGGGGGGGACUCGGACGCUUCCUCCAGCGAACCUGCACCAGGGAGAGAAGCAGCGCACUCGCCCCUCGGACCCGUGUCCAGUCCGCUGAGGUUCGGCCGACCCAGUCGAGAAGAGAAGACCCUCACCGACAGCGAGCAGGAGCUCGACCACCAGGAGGAGCGAUGCGCUGGAGGCAGCAGUCCAGGCCAGGACCCCCAGUCGCCGACCCCCUUCAGCCCCAGGGGUGAAGAAAGGGUGAAGGAGCGGCCCAGUCCGGAGAAGAAGGACGACUACCCCGAGUCGAGGAAACAGAGCGAUUCCGUGUUCAGCAUCAGAAACCUGGAGAAGGACAAGUCGGAGAACAGGCACCGGAAGGAUGCCGAGUCCUCCAAGAAGGAGGCGGACUGUGGCCCCCUGGCCGGGGCCAAAGACGGCUUCUCGCCCCUCAUGGUGCAAACGGAGAGCCCUUCGCACUUCAGCGCGGGGCACCUGCAGAGCCUGGCCCUGUCGGGUCUGCACAGUCAGCAGUUCUUCAACCCUCUCAGCACCGGGCAGCCCCUCUUCAUCCAUCCCGGACAGUUCGCCAUGGCCCCCGGCGCCUUCUCCGCCAUGGGCAUGAGCCACCUGCUGGCUUCCGUGUCCGGAGCAGGGGGUCUGGAGAACGGCAGCCUGGCGGGACAGGGCUCGGCCAGCACCCCCACCCCAUUCCCCUUCCACCUCUCUCAGCACAUGCUGGCCUCUCAGGGGAUCCCGAUGCCCACCUUCGGGGGUCUCUUCCCCUACCCGUACACCUACAUGGCCGCGGCCGCCGCGGCCGCCUCAGCCCUUCCCACCAGCACCGCGGCCACGUCGCUCUCCAGGAACCCGUUCCUGAGCAGCUCGCGACCCAGGCUGCGCUUCAGCCCCUACCAGAUCCCCGUGUCCAUCCCUCAAAGCACAAACCUGCUCACCACCGGAUUGCCGGGCGGCAGCCUGAACCCGGGCUCCGAGUCCUCGAAGCCGGGCAGCAGGGAGACGAGCCCGGGACCCGAGCACCACAACCACAAGGCGGGCUCGAGCCAGAGGAGCGGGUCUCCCAAGGGCUCUCUGAAGGAAUCCAUGAACGAACUGCAGAACAUCCAGAGGCUCGUGAGCGGCCUGGAGAGCCAGAGGGAGAGCUCGCCUUGCCGAGACUCCCCGAAGUGAGCGACUCUCACCCUGGCUGGAAGCGUGUUCCUCAUCCUCUCCAUGACAUGGCUUGAAACACACACAGGUGGUUAUCGAUUAAUUUUGUACAGCACACUGCAGCAGAGUAAGACACUUCGGCCCGCAUGAGUGGAGUAAACGAAGUAAACGAAGUAAACGGAGUAAACGGAGUACCCGACACAGGAACUGGCUCUGGGGUGCGCUUCUGAGAAGGUCAAAAAAACAAAAAAAAAGGAAAAAAAAAAAAAAAACAGAGAAUCGCAAUAUUCUUGGAAUGGACAACCAAAAAGGACACGCGGCUCGCGCUAACCCUUGGCCGCUUUUAAGUGGCUAAAACUUGAAAGAGACACGAGACAUUUGAAGGAAAAACUCAAAGCGGAAGAACAGCCUUGAUGAACACUGCAUUUGCGGAGCAGAGACACUGUCCGGGGGGUCCGGGGCGGGGGUUCAGAGUAGAGGAAAUGACACCAACGUCAGUGUAUUAAAAUAAUAAUAAUAAUAAUAAUAAUAAUAAUAAUAUUAAUAAUUAAAAAGCAUUCUUCAGGGUAAUAUGUACGUUUGUCUACAGUAAUGCAGUGCGUGAAUGAAUCUGUAUGUUACCUUGUUCCCCUGCGGUAGUGUAGAAGAGGGUGUCCAUUAGAGUAAAACGUACACAAGCUGCAGCCAAAAAGUCGAUAAGUACAUUUCAAAAGGGAUGGAAAAUCUAAAUGUUCCGUCAGGAGAACUGAUUUCAGUAAUAAUGCUAGAAAAAUCACAUGUAAUAACUGCUGACGGACAGGUGUUAUCGCAACUAUUUAUGUAAUUAGAGAAAAAAGUAAUUCUGUAAAUAAGCUAUACGGAUCCCAGAAUAAGCAAAUUUGGUAUUAAUUUAUUCAAAGCUGUACAUUGGCGUGUAUAUAAUAUCUAGAGUUUAACUCAUUCCUUUUUUCUUUUUCCCAUUUUACAUAUAUUGUAAAUGAGAAGUUAUUUAGCGAUUUUUUUUUUUGUUUGAAACAGGAGAUGUUUUCUGUAUCUGUGAUGAUGCGGC
Messenger RNA from Scleropages formosus (Asian bonytongue), 3579 nucleotides. RefSeq names its product T-box transcription factor 2b (gene tbx2b). The transcript is spliced from 7 exons. The coding region runs from base 441 to 2552 and encodes 703 amino acids. The record is from RefSeq and is a predicted model, not a curated record. Gene Ontology annotation, molecular function: DNA-binding transcription factor activity, RNA polymerase II-specific; RNA polymerase II cis-regulatory region sequence-specific DNA binding. Gene Ontology annotation, biological process: positive regulation of DNA-templated transcription; cell fate specification; regulation of transcription by RNA polymerase II. NCBI's taxonomy places the organism in Eukaryota, Metazoa, Chordata, Actinopteri, Osteoglossiformes, Osteoglossidae. Gene Ontology annotation, cellular component: nucleus; chromatin.